Molecule: messenger RNA, 1041 nt
Organism: Meloidogyne enterolobii
Lineage: Eukaryota; Metazoa; Nematoda; Chromadorea; Rhabditida; Meloidogynidae
Source: the annotation of a GenBank genome assembly
AGCAAUACAAAACUUAUUUUGAAAAAAAAUUAUAUAUUCUUAAAAAAUCUGUAUAAAAAUAUGACUGAUCCAAACGAAAAAAAGGCGCUUCAAAAAAUUGAAGAAGGCGACAGGAAAUUAAAAAAGAAUACUGGAUUUAUUUCAAGCAUUUUUGGAGGUGGAGGAUCUGGUGUUUCUGACGCAAUUGAAUGUUAUAUUAGUGCUGCAAAUUCGUAUAAGGCCGCAAAGAGUUGGUAUUCUGCUGGGGAAACAUUCAUUCGUGUUGCUGAAUUGCAUGAAAAACACAGUGAUUCUAAAUUUGAUGCUGGACAAAAUUUCACUGAAGCUGGCGUUUGUUUCCGCAAAGUUGACUUUAUGAAAGCAACAGGAUGUUAUCAAAGAGCUGCUGAUAUAUAUGUUGAUAUGGGGAAGUUUACAAUGGCUGCUAAAGCUUAUGUGGCAUUGGCUGAAGUUUGUGAAUCUACUUUGAGUGGUAAUAUUCCUGAAGAAAGAAAUAUUGCGAAUGUUUUGCCGAAAGAAAAGUGCAAAGACUUGUGUCUCAAUUCUUAUUUAAAAGCUGCUGAUUUUUACAAGGGAGAAGAACAAAAAAGUUCAGCUUCUAAAUGUUUAGUUAAAGUUGGUUUACUUGCUGCAGAAUUGGAACAAUAUCAACGGGCAAUGCAUAUUUUUGAGGAAAUUUCAAUUUAUGAAUCUGAAAAUUCUAUGUUGAAAUAUGCUUCUAGGGGACAUUUUUUCCAGGCUUUACUUUGUGCGCUUUGUUAUGAUCCUCUUGAAGCGGAGAGAGCUUUAAAGCGUUAUAAAGAGAUUUCCCCAAUUUUCAAAGAUUCUGAUGAAUGUAAACUUUUUACAAAAUUAUUGGAUGCUGUUAAGGCGGGCGAUCCUGAUGGUUUUACGGCAGCCGUUGAAGAACAAGAUAAAAAGUCACGCUUUGAUAAUUGGCAUACUAGCAUUCUUUUAAAGAUUAAACGUUCUUGUGGGGAUGGUGGUGAAGUUAAAGCAGGUGGGGCUGGAGAUGCUGAGGAAGAUGAUGAUUUGCGUUGA